Messenger RNA from Iphiclides podalirius (scarce swallowtail), 426 nucleotides. Lineage: Eukaryota; Metazoa; Arthropoda; Insecta; Lepidoptera; Papilionidae. The record is from the annotation of a GenBank genome assembly.
AUGGCAGAAGUAGCAUUAACUCAGAUAGACACUGUAGCUCAAGCAGAUAAUCGUAUUAUAGCCGGCUAUUAUGCUGCAUGUGAGAACUUCAAAGACAACACAGUUGAAAAAUGUCCGGGUCAAAAGAUUGCUGAGAAAAUUUUGGAGCAUUUUCCAUCAGCUGUCUUUAUAGUGGUUGACAAUAAAAAUGUCAUGCAACAUCUAGACACACCAGCAAUCAAAAUACAUAAAUAUUGUGAUGGCAAAUGGAAACCAAAAGAUGUUCACAAGGUGUUAUUUCAGACUCCAUAUGUUUUAGAGACAGUCUCGCAUCUAUUACAGGCCGGAGUGCAAAAAGAUUUAGUUGAUUUUGACAACUAUCUUGAUGAUCUCUCACAAGACUGGACAAAUUUAGGAAUAAUGAUUUCAAAGACCAUAGUAAUUCAA